CCACUAGUUGGCGGUCGUGCACCGUUUCGUUGUUUGCCAAAACCAAUUGUGCAUUAAGAAUAAGAGCUGUGGACAGAGGGGCCGUCAUGUGUACCAUGGAGAGUUUGCGGGUGCUCGAGCUCUACAGUGGAAUAGGAGGGAUGCAUUAUGCAUUAAAGGAGAGUGGCAUACCUUGCCAGGUGGUGGUUGCUAUCGACAUAAACACCGCUACCAAUCAGAUCUACAGGCACAAUUUCCCUGACACCCCGCUCUGGAACAAGACAAUAGAGGGCAUACCACUAGAGGACUUUAAUAAAUUAUCUUUUGACGUGAUUUUGAUGAGUCCUCCAUGCCAACCUUUCACCAGAUUAAUAUUGAAGACAUCAAAACUAUGAAGGAUCUAUGUGGUAAACAAAUAAGUGUUAAACAAACCAGAAUAUGUUUUAUAUUUUGGAUUCUUCAAAGUAGCCCCCUUUUGCUUUGAUGACAGCUUUGCUCACUCUUGGCCUUCUUUCAAUCAGCCUCAUGCGGUAGUCACCUGGAAUGGUUUUCAAUUAACAGGUUUGCCUUGUCAAGAGUUAAUUUGUGGAAUUUAUUGCCUUCUUAUGUGUGUUUGAGAUCAUUAGUUGUGUUCAGUCCCGAAAACCAUCAAACGCUAUGAUGAAGCUGGCUCUCAUGUGGAUCGCCCCAGGAGAGGAAGACCAAUAAUUACCUCUGCUGCAGAGGAUAAGUUCAUGAGAGUUACCAGCCUCAGAAACCGCCAAUUAACAGCACCUCAGAUUAGAGGCCACAUAAAUGCUUCGCAGAGUUCAAGUACCAGACACGUCUCAACAUCAGCUGUCCAGGGGAGACUGAGUGAAUCAGGCCUUCAUGGUCGAAUUGCUGCAAAGAAGCCACUACUGAGGAAGAACAACAACAAGAAGAAGAGAAAAACAAGGAAUGGACAUUAAACCCGUGGAAAAUCUGUACUUGGGUCUGAUAAUUCCAAAUUUGAGAUUUUUGGUUCCAACCACCAUGUCUUUGUAAGCCGAGAAAAGGUGAGGGGAUGGUCUCUACAUGUGUGGUUCCCACCGUGAAGCAUUGAGGAGGAGGUGUGAUGGUGUGGGGGUGCUUUGCUGGUGAUACUGUUGGUGAUUUUAUUCAAGGCAUACUUAACCAGCAUGGCUACCAGAGCAUUCUGCAGCGACAUGCCAUCCCAUCUGGUUUUCACUUAGUGGGACCAGCAUUUGUAUUUAAACAGGACAAUGACCCCAAACACACCUCCAGGCUAUGUAAGGGCUAUUUGACCAAGAAGCAGAGUUAUGGAGAGCUGCGUCAAAUGACCUUGCCUCCACAACCACCCGACCUAAACGUAAUGAGAUGGUCUGGGAUGAGUUGGACCACAGAGUGAAGACAAAACAGCCAACAAGUGCUCAGCACCUCUGGGAACACUUCAAGACUGUUGGAAAACCAUUCCAGGUGACUACCUCAUGAAGCUGAUUGAAAGAAAGCCAAGAGUGUGCAAAGACGUCAUCGAAGAAUCUAAAAUAUAAAAUGUAUUCAGGUUUGUUGAGCAUUUUUUGGGAUUACCACAUAAUUCCAUAUGUGUUCCUUCAUAGUUUGGAUGUCUUUUAAUAUUAAUCUGCAAUCUAGAAAGAAAUAAAAAUGAAGAAAAACCAAUGAAUGAGAAGGUGUGUCCAAACUUUUGACUGGUACUUUAUAUAUUUUUUUAACUAAAUUCCACAACUCAGUGGGUCUAUCUGCAAAUUACACUAUGAUAUGUCUCAUUCAGAUUGUAGAAACACAGGCAAUGUAGACAAUAAGGAACAUUCUUCAACAUUUUUCAACAGAAAUUCACUUACUUUGUUUAUCAGUAGUAUGCAUUAUUAGACCUCUUUCUGCAUUUUAUGACCCUGAAAGAUUGAUGUCAAUAGUCACUCUUCAAGUAUCCACACUCCUUUGACCUUUUGAGGGAGAUUCAUUUGGCUGAUCACAUUUAAACAAACAUCAAUCAGUUGCAACAAAACAAAGCUCAGUUGCAACAAGUUCCCGAAUUGAAAUGGAUACUCAAGGCUGAGGGCAUAGAUCAAUCCCAUCAACAGCAUAAAUGCCUUGGUUUCCACCCCCUUCUCAGCACUUGGUUGCCUUCGAUUAGAUUUCUGCUGGAUCCUCCUUGGCCAGGGGAUUAUGUAUAACAAACACGCGGCAAAAACCUGGGCUGAGCGAUGAAGCCUAUGUGGAAGUGAAAAAACCUGCAGUCCACUGAGUGUCCACUUGAGGCUGGCUCCAAGAACGAGUCUAUUCCCAUUGACUCCCAUGUUAACAAGGCCAAUUUACAGCUAAAUUAAACCUCAAUCUCUAAAUGUUUCCUUCAUGACAACUGCACAGGGUGUGAAUUUUGUUUUAGCUUGAUCCUUUAGGUAAUAUAGAGAUUUUAAAUUAUGCAUAAUUAUCACUUGAUGGACAGGUGACGUCACCGUUAGCUUGUCACCGCGGCUACUAACCUGUUGCCUGUUCGGCUUCACCUGAGCUAACAGGUUAAUCCCCUUCAUUGAACAGUACCCGAGUCUGGGUCUCAGUCAUAUAUCGGAUGAAUAUAUGACUGAGAUAUAUUCAUCCGAUAUAUCUCAAAAAUAAAAUGCCACAUUUCAUGUAAACAAAAAGUCCUUCAAAAAUAAAAUGACACAUUUCAUGUUCUACUAUUACAUAUACGACUGAAACAAUCAUCUCCCUCUUACCUUCAUCACGUUGUUUCCCCCCUGGCAACACUAUUGGUCGAUAUUGUGUUUCGUACUUUUUGUCGUAUUUUUUUUUUUAAACGAAAAGUGUGUUGUUCGGCUGGUUGUCCUAAUGAAGAAGUUAAAGGCGCCUUUGGUCCAGCUUCUGUGGUAAGUAAAAUAUACUAUUUUAUUUAUGUGUUAGUAGUGAUUAGCAGGUAUCUGUGUCUCUGUACCUUGCUUGUUAGCUUAGCUCCGCUAGCCUUCAGGCAAGAUACCAGCAGUAAUGAUGAUGCUGACGGGACCGUACGGGAGUUAUUAAACCGACACAAAUCGACAUGAGCCUGUCCACGUGUCAGAGAGAAACGUUAAAGUUUAUGGUGAAAAUACUUUUAAACUGAAGUUUGGAGGAUAAGCUCCACCGUGUUACAUAUCUAACGUCAUGUAAAGUUAUUUUGCUCUCCAACCUAGUUGGCUUGACUUUACGUUAAUGUCAGUAGCUUCAGUAUUAAUAUUAGAUUAUUGUACCAGAAAUAACAUUAGUGAAGUUGCUACAGUUUCAAAAGUUGUUGAGCUGGAUUGAUUAUUGCGGCUGUAUACUAAACUAACGUUGAAUUUCAAUAAUUUGAUUGAUUAUAUUACCACAACAAACACAAAUUAUCAUACUACAGAAACAGAUUUAAUGUGAUCGACUGAAAUGUGAAUAUUUAACCUCACAUCUGCAUUUUAAAAGCAACUGAUUACAGUAGCAUAACUUCUCCUAAAGCUCUUUAUUCUGAGUAUUAGCGUUGAUGUGUUGUAAUAUGCUCCAGUCAGAGAGAGAACCUGAGGCUGAUCUCUACCUAUUUCCUACCAUGAUGUGAAGUGAUUAUGAUCUGAUGAACUUUGAAGUAAUUAACAUUUAUUUUUAUCAUAUAAAAGUAUGUGAAAGUGUUCACCUGGCACAUGUAUGACAUUACAUAUCUAUGUAUUUAAAUAAAGUUUCAUCAAGGUGACUCAGACAGCCUGCACCGGUGGAUCGCCAACAUGAAGAGACAGAGCUGGUCUCCAACAAGACUGAAUACUGAGAGUAAUCACUUCCUCACUGACGCCAGGGGCGGAAACGCUGAAGGACACAGCUGUGCUGGCCGUGUUCUGUCACUUAUGGCAAUGAAGAAAAAUUAAACACAAAUUUAUUUUAUCAAGUGUAUCAAAUCAGGAAGUCAAAGAUGAAAAUUGUUGAUAAUAGUGUUGUAGCUACAGACCUUUUUUUUUAAAUAAUUUUUUAUUAACCAUGAUUAUUAUAAAUUAACUCUGUAGGAUAACAUGGAACAGAGGAGCAACACCUCAGAUUAAAGACAGCCUGUCAAUACUUUUUUGACCUUUUGACACAUAUCGGCUCUCUUAAGCAGCCAAGAAAGGCACCACAGAUGACCUCAGUAAGAACUGAUAUACUGACAGAAAUGAGUCUCUCAUUGGCUGGUUGUGUGGAUGAGCGGGAGUCAAUGAGGAAGUUGUUGUUGUUGUUAAGGUGUACGAGGACGGAGUGAAGCGAGAAGUGACAUGCCCAUGUAAAGGUUAAUAAAAGUUUUUAAACGACAAAGAAGUUCCUUGUCCUCUGUAAGAGGGGACGUUACAAUAUUGUACAAAUAUAUUAAAUGUCUUUCUACCUCAUCUGUAAUAUUCAAGGUGAUAAUCUUUCACAGAGCUGUUGAUGACAGUCCAUAUCAAGUCACCCGAUUUCUCUCAGUGUGAAAAAAAAUAUAUAUAUAAUUAGGGCUGCAACAACGAAUCGAUAAAAUCGAUAAAAAUCGAUUACUAAAAGCGUUGCCAAAGAUUUUAGUCAUCGAUUCGUUGAGUCGCGCGAUUAAUACGUCACUCGUAGGCGCAGAACUGUUUACUGACGCCGGCAGGUACAUGCUUCAUGCGCGCCCACAGCGAGCCUACAAGCGCUUUAGUGUUUGCGACCACUGCUUUUAUUUUUGGACAUAAAAGAUGGCGGAGGGGGUUCGACCGAAAUCAUCCAAAGUGUGGGAGCACUUCACACUGCAUAAAACUAAAAAGUGUGUUUGUUGCAAUCUUUGCAAAAGCAAAAUGGCGUGGCACGGAAGCACCACGGUAAUGAUACAACACCUCAAAAGAAAACAUGUCGGAGUCAUCCAUGACGAGGAAGGGGGCUCGACAGCAGGGUAAGUCAAUACAAAAGCUCACAUUUAUUCCGUUUUCAAGUAAGAACAUGCAACAUCUACUCUCUCUCGUUUGGUGUGUUAAUGUAUUCAUUAUCCAGCUUUACAAGCAUGAAACGUUUAUUAAACUAACGUAAGCGUUAGCUGGUGUGUGUGUGUGGGUGUGGGUGUGGGUGUGUGUGUGUGUGUCGGGGUGUCUGUUACUUUAUUUUAUUUUUUUAAAGCACUUACAGCUUAAUCUGUAAAUUACUAAAAACGAUCUUACUUACAUAAUAAACUUACAUACUACAUUUUACUUAAACCUCCAUGAGUGUAAAUAAAUAAAAUAAAUCAUUAUUAUAAAAAUGUGUAUUGUCUGUAAUUGAUCUUUGGGUUACUUACUGGCCUCAACAUAACAGUAUUAAUAACUAAAACAAUGAGGCAUAUUAAUUUUAUUUAAAUCGUGCUGUUUUACAUACUUACUAAUAUUAACUUUGUCAUUGCAGAAAAAAACAACCAACAAUGAGUGGCUUCCUGAUUGGAAGAACAUCAUGUACACCACAGCAAGCAUCUGUCUUGACAGAUAGCGUCCUUAACAUGCUAGUCACUGACAUGAGGCCUCUGUCAAUGGUUGAAGAUGACGGCUUCAGGACGAUGAUUCACACCUUCUAUCCUGGUUACACUCUUCCCUCAAGGACCCAUUUCACUAGGCUUAUGGAGAGAAAAUAUGAGCAGACAUUCAAUGCAGUGAAGACUGCUUUGAACAACGGCAACAACAGCAAACUUGCUCUCACCACUGAUGUUUGGACAAGUGUAGCCAUUGAGGCCUACCUCGGUGUUACUUGUCACUACAUCACAGACGAUUGGGAAAUGAAGUCAAUCUGCCUCACUACCAUGCCACUGCAGGACAGACAUACUGGAUCCAACAUCGCCGAAUGGUUGGAAGAAGUUGUAGCCAGGUUUGAAAUCCCUCCUAGCAACAUCAUUGCCGUAGUCCAUGAUAAUGGUGCCAAUGUUGUGGCUGCGGCACGCAUCCUGGAGGAGAAGAAUGGGUGGUCCUCUGUGCGUUGCACUGGUCAUACCUUGCAACUUGUGAUCAAUGCUGCGUUAAAGCAUCCGAGCAUUGAAAAGGCUGUUGGGGCUGCAAGAUGUCUCGUGGAACAUUUUAAAAAAAGUGAGCUAGCCAGCGGUAAGCUACGAGCAAAACAACAACAGAUGGCCACACCUGAGCACAGCCUUGUUCAAGAUGUAAGCACAAGAUGGAACAGCACCUUUUAUAUGGUCAGUCGACUGAUUGAGCAAAGAUGGCCUGUAACAGCAACACUGUCUGACAUCUCUGUCACACAGAAAGGAAAAAGGUACCUUGAUUUGAAACCAGAACAGUGGAUCCUGCUAGAAGAACUUUUAAAAGCCCUAAAGCCUUUUGAAUGUGCCACUGUGUUCAUGACUGCAGAGAAAUACACUACAAUAUCUGCAAUACCUCCACUUGUGAAGGGGCUAUUGAAGUCCACCGAGAGUGCUGCCUACGAGUCGGGCCCGUUGCAGGCUUUUCAAGUCACUGCUACCAAUCAGCUCCAGGAGCGAUGGAAAAGGGAGACUACCUUUUCAGACACAGCAGCAGCAAACACAGUGAUUCUUGCGUCAGCAUUUGACCCAAGGUUUAGGAAACUGAAGUUUCUUUCCCCUGAAGAAAUCGUUUGUGUUCAAAACAAAGUGCAAAGACUGGCGCUUGGAGAGAUGGAGAGGAAUUUGCAGCAGCCCGACACUUCCUCCGAUACAGCUUCUGCAUCAACAACUCCUACCACACUACUUGAUUCACUCCUUGGUUCCAGCAGUGAAGAAGGGGAUGGAUCAAGCGGAGAUGAUGAUGUCAACACAAAAGUACGGGAAGAAGUCCUCAGAUACUUCGGAGAAAAGAAACUUUCAAAGGAAGAAAACCCAUUGCAGUGGUGGAAAAACAACAUGGACAAAUAUCCGAUAAUGGCCAGGCUAGCCAAGUCCUACUUGUGUAUCCCUGGCACCUCAACACCAUCAGAGCGGCUGUUCUCUGCCGCAGGCAACAUAGCUUCAAAGAAGAGAGCCAGCCUUAGCCAGGAGCAUGUAGACAUGCUUACAUUUUUGCAUUGCAAUGCAAAGUUCAUGCCUAAAACGGUUAACUGAACAGUGAGUUUGUGUGUUUGUUAGAGCACCAAGCAAGACCGCGUUAAUGUCAAUGUUAAUGUUAAUGUUCGAACAAAUACAGUGUGGACAGAUUGGUAGUUUGCAUUUUUCUUUAUUUUUUAUAAUUUAUUUAUUGUUCUAACAGAAAACCUCAGUUUGUUCACUUUAUAAAAGAAAGUAGCCUUUUCAUUUUUUGUAUUUAUAUAUACAUAUAAAAAUGUAUAUCAUACAUUGUAUUUUAUUUUGUGUUCCAUUUUUAUUAUUAUUUAAUAUGACUUAAUAGCUCAGGGACGUUGAAGCAAUAACCUGUUAUUUUUUCACUUUUCACUUCAUUCUACUGUGAAUUUAUGUUCUGUUUUUAUGUUCAGAAAGUAAUGUUCAGUUUUUUAAUAAAGAUGCGGCAAUUACAAA
Molecule: messenger RNA, 7390 nt
Organism: Pleuronectes platessa (European plaice)
Lineage: Eukaryota; Metazoa; Chordata; Actinopteri; Pleuronectiformes; Pleuronectidae
Gene: trdmt1
Product: tRNA aspartic acid methyltransferase 1
Exons: 5
Coding region: 5342-6979 (545 amino acids)
Molecular function (GO): protein dimerization activity; methyltransferase activity
Source: RefSeq, a predicted model, not a curated record